Molecule: messenger RNA, 1592 nt
Organism: Salarias fasciatus (jewelled blenny)
Lineage: Eukaryota; Metazoa; Chordata; Actinopteri; Blenniiformes; Blenniidae
Gene: tmcc2
Product: transmembrane and coiled-coil domain family 2
Exons: 5
Coding region: 85-1533 (482 amino acids)
Biological process (GO): amyloid precursor protein metabolic process
Cellular component (GO): endomembrane system
Source: RefSeq, a predicted model, not a curated record
AGGAGGAGGAGGAGGAGGAGGAGGAGGAGGAUGGGCCUCGAACACAGACUUGCAAUGGCACUGCAAAAAUUGGAUUAAAGCAGUAUGCUGGACAAGAGCGAGGUGGCAACUCUAGGCCUACCCUCCACCACCAGCCAUGGAGGCUCAGACAGCAACAUCAGCACAGAUGGAGCAGGUGCCACGUCGUCGGGGGUCACGGGAGCAGAGGGCGCGGGGGUCGGGGAACCACAGCGAACGCGUGCCGCUCUGGACCACCUGCAGCAGAAGAUCCUGAAGGUCACCGAGCAGAUCCGCGUGGAGCAGGAGGCGCGCGACGACAACGUCGCCGAGUACCUGAAGCUAGCCCACAACGCAGACAAGCAGCAGGCGUCCAGGAUCAAGCAGGUGUUCGAGAAGAAGAACCAGAAGUCUGCGCAGACCAUCGCACACCUGCACAAGAAGCUCGAGCACUACCACAAGAAGCUAAAGGAGAUAGAGCAGAAUGGACCAGCCCGCCAACCCAAGGAUGUCCUGCGGGACAUGCAGCAAGGACUGAAGGACGUGGGCGCGAACGUUCGUGCUGGGAUAAGCGGUUUUGGAGGAGGAGUGGUCGAAGGGGUCAAAGGAGGGGUCACUGCCCUCACCCACACAGCCGUGGUCUCCAAGCCCAGAGAGUUCGCCAGUCUCAUCCGGAACAAGUUCGGCAGCGCCGAUAACAUCGCCCACCUGAAGGACACGCUCGAGGACGGAGUCGGGGGACACUCCGAGGACGCCCCCACGCCCCGCGCCCUGAGCGGGAGCGCCACGCUGGUCUCCAGCCCGAAGUACGGCAGCGACGACGAGUGCUCCACCGCCUCCUCCGGCUCGGGGGCGGGCAGCAAUUCCGGCGGGGCGGGGGGAGGAGGGGGCCUGUUAGGGACCACGAUGGGGAGCCCCAGACUGGACGGGCACCACCACCACCACCACCACAUGCACAGCUCGUGGGACUCUCUGCUGGAGGGCCUGCAGGAGAUCAAGGCCAGCCAGGCGCACAUGGAGGACGCCAUCGAGGACAUGAAGGGCCAGCUGCAGAGCGACUACUCCUACAUGACCCAGUGCCUGCAGGAGGAGAGAUACAGAUACGAGCGACUGGAGGAGCAGCUGAAUGACUUAACGGAGCUGCACCAGAAUGAGAUGACCAACCUGAAGCAGGAGCUCGCCAGCAUGGAGGAGAAAGUGGCCUACCAGUCGUACGAGAGAGCGAGAGACAUUCAGGAGGCGGUCGAGUCCUGCCUGACUCGCAUCACCAAGCUGGAGCUGCAGCAGCAGCAGCAACAGGUGGUCCAGCUGGAGGGGGUGGAGAACGCCAACGCCCGGGCCCUGCUGGGGAAGCUCAUCAACGUCAUCCUGGCCCUCAUGGCCGUGCUGCUGGUCUUCGUCUCCACGCUGGCCAACUUCAUCACCCCGCUGAUGAAGACCCGGGCCCGGGUGGCCGCCACCGUCCUGCUGACCCUGCUGCUGUUCGUCCUGUGGAAGCAGUGGGAUUUUGUGGAGCUGUGGCUGCUGCCCAGCUAAACGCACACCUGAUACGCGCCAGAGGGAGCAAGCCGGGUCGGCUCAUCCGCCACAGAUAA